CAGCUGGAAGCAGGAGUUGGGUACCUACUGACCCCAGCAAAAGAAGCCGGACCCCAGCUGUGCCAUAAGCAAGGCAGCGGAGAUGAGCUUGCUCCAUGGACUGCCCUAGAGCUCACAUCUGACAGAUCAAGAUUUUCUCCCCAGCUAGACCCCAGGCUGUUGCCAAGGGAGCCUAUCUGGGGAGGACACAAUGUCCUCCUUCCCGCUCUGCACUCUGCUGGUGCUGCUCCUGCCGGGAUUGCUGCCUGCCACUCUCACCUGCCCGCCACAGUGUGUCUGCGAGACUCGCCCGUGGUUCACGCCACAGUCAGUCUACCACGAGGCCCGUACAGUGGACUGCAAUGACCUGCUGUUGACCCAAGUGCCAGGGAAUCUCUCUUCAGACACCCAGGUUCUCCUGCUGCAGAGCAAUAAGAUAUCCAGGGUCAGCGGGGAGCUGCAGCACUUGCUCAACCUGACCGAGCUUGACCUCUCGCAGAACCACUUCUCCAGAAUCAGCGAUACUGGGUUAGCUAACCUCUCGCGCCUCAUUACGCUUUACUUGGAGGAGAACCAGGUGGAGGAGCUACCUGACCACUGUUUGCAUGACCUCACAUCACUUGAGGAACUUUACAUAAACCACAACCGCAUCUCUUCCAUCGAGUCGUUGGCCUUUGCCGGUUUGAGCAGCCUACUUCGGCUGCAUCUCAAUGCCAAUCAUCUCCGUGCCAUUAACCACCACUGGUUCCUCUCUCUCCCCAAUUUGGAGAUCCUGAUGAUUGGAGAGAACCCCAUCUCGCAGCUAGAAGGGGGCAGCUUCCAGCCACUGGGACGGCUUCACAGCCUCGUCUUGGCUGGGAUGGAGCUAAGUGAAGUACCCGCUGAUGCUUUCCGAGGGCUGGACUACCUGGAAAGUUUGUCCUUCUAUGACAACCAUCUUCCACGUGUUCCCACCAAGGCACUGAAGGGCCUUCCUCUCCUGAAGUUCCUGGAUCUCAACAAGAACCCCAUCACAGAAGUUCGGACAGGGGACUUCAAGGACAUGCUGCACUUGGAGGAGCUGAGCCUCAACAGCAUGGAGGAUCUGACCAGCAUCCACAAAGGCGCUUUUGAGAAUCUCCCAGAGUUGGCAAAGCUCGAGCUGUGCAACAACCCGCGUCUCUCCUACUUGCAUCCUGGAGCCUUCCAGGAGGUGCCAGCUCUUCGCACCCUUCUGGCCAGCAAUACGGCCCUCAGUCUCUUCCCUCUAGGCCUGACAGGGGCCUUGCCAGCUUUGGCAGAGCUCAGUCUCUACGGAAACCCACUACGCUGUGAUUGCCCAGAAGCCUGGCAGCCGUUGGCCAUGGGACAUGUCCGGUUGAUUGAGUCCCAAACCACGCUCUGCACUCUGCCCUCGGAAGCCGCUGGGCGACAGCUCCAAGAAGAGCUGAAAGGUGUCAUGGGAGGAUCAUGCUUGCCAGAAAUCUCCUCCAAGGAUCUCUCCGAGAGGCUGGAGGUAUCAGCCGGCUCAACAGCAGCUCUGGAUUGCCCAGCCAGCUCGGAGCCACCACCGCAGUUCCACUGGAUAACGCCAUCAGGGGUGAAAGUGACCAUAGGGUCAGGGAGGCUCCAUCUGAGGGUAGGGGGCACUCUAGAGAUCAGUGCCACCAGCCCGGCAGACUCAGGAGUCUACACUUGCGUGGCGUGGAAUGGGCUGGGCUCUACCAGCCGCAGUGUGGUCCUUGCUGUGAUAGAAGACAGACCCAUUGCCCCCAUCCAGCUGCUUGUCCUUGCUAAGAAGGUUCAGUCACAUUUUGUGGUGGUGGAGUGGACGACAUCCUUUGUGGAGGGGAGGAAGAGUGAGUCCUCCACAGCCCACCCACCUCCUCCACUGCUGCCAUGGUCGUCAGCUACCAUGCGAAUCCAUAAUCCCCACCUGAGCUACACAGCACGAGUCCCUGUGGGCAUCAAGGAGUUCAACCUCACACACCUGCAGCCAGCCACCCGCUAUGAGAUUUGCCUGACUGUUGUGUCCUCUGCUCCCAGGUCCUCAGCUGCUGUCCCUCCGUCCUUGGUGACCCCCACCAGCUCUUGGGAAGCUGCCUUAGCAACCCCACAUGCUUCUGCAAUUUCUCUGGGUUCCUGGGCAACCCAAGAAGGGUCUUCCGCCUCUUCUGUGGCUCAUCUGACAACCACGGUUUCUUUGGCAGUUCCCAGGGGCUCCUUGGCACCCCCAACAAGCCCCUUGGCAACCUCUGCCAUGACUCCGCCUCUUCUGCAGCUGCCCCACACCCAGCGCUCCUGCCUCAAUGUCACCACCAAGGAGGCCUCGCUCGCAGUGGAGCUGAUGGGAGGUUGGGCUGGAGGGGCAGCCUUGGCUGCCGUCACCGGCUCCUUGCUGGCGGCCCUGAGCGCAGUGCUGCUGCUUCUGUGCGCCUCACGGCGACUCAAGGAGAAAGGCUGCCGCCAUUCGCUCAAAAAGUACAUGCAGCAUGCGGCAGCCAUCCCCCUCAACGAGGUCUACCCACCCCUCAUCAGCUUGUGGGAUGCUGAGGGGGACCCACCCCUGCCCAUAGCACCGCUGGCGCAACUGGCUCCGCCCAUGUCAACCCCACCCCCUCCUCCAGCCCCAGGAGGGGGACACCCUCUCCUGCUGCCCCCUCCACCAGGCCAGAUUGACACAUCCAAGACCUACCUGUGGCAACAGCCAUGAAGGAAACAGGCGGCAGGUGGGCACACACACCUCUGCCUCCUGCUCCUGGUAGGAGGACUCCCUUCCCCAUGGAUUUUAGGGUAUGGGGCUUCCCAAUCCAUGCCCUUCCCCCCACUUUUCUUCCUUGCACACCCACUUUUGCAUACACCGCCUCUAGAGAGCACCAGGAAGCUGGAUGUUUAUUCUUUAGUCAAGGUCUCACUGUGUAGUCGUAGCCAAAUAAGGAGGGGAGCAUAAGAGGUGGAUAACAGAGCCCCUGGGACAGUGUAGCCCCUGGGGGGCAAGGGGUGGGGAAGAGAUGAGUUUUUGAAUAAAGCUGUGGCAUUAGAGAACACAGAGAGUGUUUGGGUGUGUUGAUUGGGGAGGAAGCCAACAAAGAACAUCCCCAUGCAAGCUAUGAAAUGCAUCCAUCUUACCCAAGGUAAAAAAUAAGUUGCUUUUAGAAACUAAGGUUGAGAUGCUUCCCUCUUGUGGGCAUUUGGGGAUUAACAGGCCAGUUUCUCCUUCUGGACUGGACUGCAGCUUCAGUUUCAGAAGGAAGGGAAGAGGAGAGAGAGGCCAGUCCAGAUUAAGGCAUCCAUGACCUUUAGAGACCCUAAGCACGGGGCGGGGGAUAUUGUGCCCCCCAAAUUCAUGAUGCAAAAUAAAAACAAUACUAAGCCACAAAAGGGACGCGGGUGGCGCUGUGGGUUAAACCACAGAGCCUAGGGCUUGCCGAUCAGAAGGUCGGUGGUUCGAAUCCCUGUGACGGGGUGAGCUCCCAUUACUCAGUCCCUGCUCCUGCCAACCUAGCAGUUUGAAAGCACCUCAAAGUGCAAGUAGAUAAAUAGGUACCGCUCCAGCAGGAAGGUAAACGGCGUUUCCGUGCGCUGCUCUGGUUAGUCAUGCUGGCCACAUGACCUGGAAGCUGUACGCCGGCUCCCUCGGCCAAUAGAGCAUGAUGAGCGCCGCAACCCCAGAGUCGGUCACAACUGGACCUAAUGGUCAGGGGUUCCUUUACCUUUAAGCCCCUAAAAAAAUUAUUUUUUUUUCAAAAUGACACAAAACUUACACAUACGAUUUCUGUUCUCAUCCUGAAGCCAAGUUCUUAACCUGAGGUACUAUUUCUGGGUUAGCGGAGUUUGUAACCUGAAGUGUUUGUAACCUCUAAAGCAUUUGUAACCCGAGGUACCACUGUAUGCUGAAAUGCACAAGCAUAUAGGUCCUGUGCAACUUCACAUCAUUUUGAUCUACUUCAGUAGGACACCCCCUGGUUUAGGUGGGUGCUAGGAAGAGAACAGGAAAAUGAGGGAAGGGUGCCUAGGAGAGUGUAAGGAAGCCUAACAAAGUUCUGAGUUUUCACAUGAUUUCUUAAAAAUAUCAAAUGUCAUUUUAUUUUAAAAAAUCUCAUUUUUGUGUGUGCGGAGGGGGAGUUUCGUGCCCCUGCUUUUCUGAUGCCCUAAACACAUGCUUAGUCUACCUGUUGUAUAAUCCAACAUUGUGUUAACAGCAAUCCCAUGCUCUGGCCUGUAUGCCCUCUGUUCUGAUCUCAGGCAUACAAGGAUUGGUGGUGCUUACCUGAGUGGCAAAGAAAAGGCAAUUUGUAUAUGCUCAAAGGGCAUUACUUCUCAUGUCCCAGGACUAUGAGCCAUGGCAUUAAAAACUGGUUUUGCGGUUUGAGCCCUGAAUCUCGUGAGCUUUCUCCAUGUUGUUUUCCACUUGCUGGCUUCUGGCUAGCCUGAGUCAAACCCCAGAGAUUCUCUUUGUCGGAAGGUGAUGAGUCAGCCAGACCUGACCAUCUUUUACCAUUGAGAGUUGGCUGAGCUUCCUCAGAAGACAGCUGACAGGUGCUGAGUGCUGAUCCCGUGGCCCCAUCGUCAUCCUUUCCCCAAUCAUUUCAAGUCCUUUGAAAUUCCUUAACUAAUUGAAGAUGAUUCUCACACCAAAUGCAGGCUACAGAAAAGGUUGGCACAAGAAUCAUAGAAUCAUAGAAUGGUAGAGUUGGAAGGGGCCAUGAGACUCGUCCAGUCCAACCCCCUGCAAUGCAGGAAUCUUUUGCUCAACGUGGGGCUCAAACACACGACCCCAAGAUUAAAAGUCUCAUGCUCUACUGACAAAACGUUAUGGCGGAAGCAGCAGAAACAGGAACCCAAGGGUUCACAUUAUGCAUAAU
Messenger RNA from Zootoca vivipara (common lizard), 4823 nucleotides. Its product is annotated as leucine-rich repeat neuronal protein 1-like. Lineage: Eukaryota; Metazoa; Chordata; Lepidosauria; Squamata; Lacertidae. The record is from RefSeq and is a predicted model, not a curated record. Gene Ontology annotation, cellular component: plasma membrane. Gene Ontology annotation, molecular function: protein binding.